AUGUGCAAGGACUAUGUGUACGACAAAGACAUUGAGCAAAUUGCCAAAGAAGAGCAAGGGGAAGCCUUGAGAUUGCAAGCUUCCACCUCGACGGACGUGUCCUACCAGCCGUGUUCAGUGCCUGGCCUCGGGGAGAAGUACCCCACCUGGGAGACCACCAAGCCCGAGUUGGAACUGCUGGGACACAACCCGAGGAGAAGAAGGAUCGCCUCCAGCUUCACCAUCGGCUUGAGAGGACUCAUCAAUCUGGGCAACACGUGCUUUAUGAACUGCAUCGUCCAGGCCCUCACCCACACGCCGAUCCUGAGAGAUUUCUUCCUCUCCGACAGGCACAGAUGCGAAAUGCCGAGUCCGGAGUUGUGCCUGGUGUGUGAGAUGUCUUCACUGUUUCGGGAGUUGUAUUCUGGAAACCCUUCUCCUCACGUUCCCUAUAAACUGCUGCACCUGGUGUGGAUACACGCUCGCCAUUUAGCAGGGUACCGGCAGCAGGAUGCCCACGAGUUUCUCAUCGCAGCGCUUGAUGUUUUGCACCGGCACUGCAAAGGUGAUGAAGUUGGGAAGGCUGCCAACAACCCCAACCACUGUAACUGCAUCAUAGACCAAAUCUUCACAGGUGGCCUGCAGUCUGAUGUCACCUGUCAGGCCUGCCACGGCGUCUCCACCACCAUAGACCCGUGCUGGGACAUCAGUUUGGACUUGCCUGGUUCUUGCGCCUCCUGGCCCAUGAGCCCAGGGAGGGAGAGCAGCGUGAAUGGGGAAAGCCACGUACCAGGAACCACCACGCUCACGGACUGCUUGCGAAGGUUUACAAGGCCAGAGCACCUGGGAAGCAGUGCCAAAAUCAAGUGCGGUAGUUGUCAAAGUUACCAGGAAUCUACCAAACAGCUCACGAUGAAUAAGUUGCCUGUUGUUGCCUGUUUCCAUUUCAAACGAUUCGAACACUCGGCUAAACAGAGACGCAAGAUCACCACGUAUAUAUCCUUUCCGUUGGAGCUGGAUAUGACGCCCUUUAUGGCCUCCAGUAAAGAGAGCAGGCUGAAUGGACAGUUGCAGCUGCCGACCGGUAGUGGAACCGACGAGAAUAAGUAUUCCUUGUUUGCCGUGGUGAAUCACCAAGGGACUUUGGAGAGCGGCCACUACACCAGCUUCAUCCGGCACCACAAAGACCAGUGGUUCAAGUGUGAUGAUGCCGUUAUCACCAAGGCCAGUAUUAAGGACGUUCUAGACAGUGAAGGGUAUUUGCUUUUCUAUCACAAACAGGUCCUGGAACACGAAUCAGAAAAAGUGAAAGAAAUGAAUACACAAGCCUACUGA
Messenger RNA from Pipistrellus nathusii (Nathusius's pipistrelle), 1314 nucleotides. The record is from the annotation of a GenBank genome assembly. NCBI's taxonomy places the organism in Eukaryota, Metazoa, Chordata, Mammalia, Chiroptera, Vespertilionidae.